AUGAAACAGAGGAGUUUCUUAUCAAUCCUCUGUUUUGUCCUCCUAAGCUUUGGUGUUUCCUCUGUUUUAUCACAAACAUGCAUACAGAACCGUAAGAAUUUCAUACCAAACGGUACAUACGAUUCAAACCGCCGUGAAAUCCUCUCUUCUCUUCCUUCAGAUGCCGCUUCUCAAGAUGGUUUCUACUACGGUUCCAUAGGAGAAGAGCCGAACCGAAUCUACGCAUUAGGUAUGUGCAUCCCAAGAUCAAGUCCAAGUGACUGUUCUAAUUGUAUAAAGGGCGCGGCAGGCUGGUUGAUACAGGAUUGUGUUAACCAGACAGAUGCGUAUUAUUGGGCACUUGAUCCAACGUUGUGCCUUGUCCGCUACUCCAACAUUUCUUUCUCCGGAUCUGCAGCUUAUUGGGAAAUUGAACCGCAGUAUUUGGUCUUGAACACUGCAACUAUCGCCUUAGAUCUAACAGAGUUCAAGACAAGAUGGGAGGAGUUAACAUUUCGUAUGAUUGCUGCAGCCUCUACAGAAAGAAGCACACCAUCGUCCAAUGAUAAUUAUUACAAAGUUGAUUAUGCAAACUUGACAAAAUUCGAGAAUAUAUAUGCACUGAUGCAAUGCACGCCAGAUAUAUCUCCGGAUGAAUGUGGCAACUGUUUGCGACAAAGCGUGAUGGACUACCAGAAAUGCUGUGGGAAUAAUACAGGAGGCUAUGUUAUGCGGCCAAUAUGCUUUUUUCGGUGGCAAUUGUUUACAUUCUCAAAGGCUUUUGAUAACAUUACUUUGGCUCCAGCUCCUCCUCCUCCUCUGCUGAGACGUCCUGUGACCGCGUCACAACCACCUUCCGCAGGCAACCCGGGCAAGACGCCAGACAAAAGUAGUGAAAAUAUCUCAAUGAAAACUAUUGUAGCAAUUGUUGUGGUUGGUGGAUGCAUCAUCAUCAUCAUCAUCAUCAUCAUCUUGGGACUUCUUGCUCACCGGUUUGCUCGGAAGGGAAAACCGUAUCAGGAAGUUGAACUUAAUCAAACUGGUAUUACAUCUGUCCGCUCCCUGCAAUACAAAUUCAAGACGAUCGAAGAUGCAACAAAUAAAUUUUCAGAGAGCAACAGACUUGGUCAAGGUGGAUUUGGAGAUGUUUUCAAGGGUACGUUGCCUGAUGGAAAAGAAAUUGCAGUCAAGAGAUUGUCCAGAAAAUCAGAACAAAGUAAGAAAGAGUUCAAGAAUGAGGUUGUUCUUGUAGCGAAACUUCAGCAUAGAAAUCUUGUUAAGCUUCUCGGAUUUUCCGUCAAAGGAGAAGAAAGAAUCAUUGUCUACGAGUUUUUGCCUAAUAGAAGUCUCGACUACAUCCUCUUUGACCCUACAAAGCAAGGGGAGUUAGACUGGAAAAAGAGGUACAAGAUCAUUGGAGGAAUUGCUAGAGGGAUGUUAUAUCUUCACCAAGAUUCACAACCCACAAUCAUACAUCGUGACCUCAAAGCGGCUAAUAUCCUCUUGGACGCUCAUAUGAACGCGAAAGUUGCAGAUUUUGGGACGGCAAGAAUCUUUGGGAUGGACCAAAGUGUAGCUAACACUGAGAAUCCAGCAGGAACUCCCGGUUACAUGCCCCCAGAAUACAAGGACCAAGGACAAUUCUCAAUGAAAUCUGAUGUGUAUAGCUACGGAAUCUUAGUUCUUGAGAUUAUAUGCGGCAAGAGGAACACGAGCUACUCAUCUCCGGUUCAGAACUUUGUCACAUACGUCUGGAGGUUAUGGAGAAGCGGGUCACCAUUAAACCUUGUUGACCAAGCAAUUGCAGAUAAUUAUCAGAGUGAAGAAGUAACAAGAUGCAUCCACAUUGCGCUUCUAUGUGUUCAAGAUGAUCCCACAGAUCGUCCCGACUUUUCGAUAAUCAUGUCGAUGCUCACUAGCAAUUCUCUCAUAUUACCUGUUCCUAAGCGACCUCCAUCCCUCAUUCCAGACACGCCCACCCAAUCUACGUUAGGGUCCAAUUCCCAAACUAUCAAUGAUGAAACUUGAUCCUCUUUGAAAAUGAUGUUACA
Messenger RNA from Capsella rubella, 2030 nucleotides. RefSeq names its product cysteine-rich receptor-like protein kinase 13. Lineage: Eukaryota; Viridiplantae; Streptophyta; Magnoliopsida; Brassicales; Brassicaceae. The transcript is spliced from 7 exons. Gene Ontology annotation, biological process: protein phosphorylation. The record is from RefSeq and is a predicted model, not a curated record. Bases 1 to 2007 code for a protein of 668 amino acids. Gene Ontology annotation, molecular function: ATP binding; protein kinase activity.